AUUUUCUCUUAAAAUUUGAUUUUCAUACAGUUUAAAAUUUAACAAUGAGUGAAAAGAAAAAUCAAGUUAUGCUAAGUAAAAUAAGUGCUAAACUUAAUAAAGAAAUAUUAGAAAGUAUACUUGUUGCGGAACAUAAUGCAAAAGAUGUUAAAGUAAUCGAUUGGAAUAUUAGUGAUGGAAGUGCUAAAGGUGAUGGCUAUUUAGGGAUAGUUAACAAAGUCAAGGUUAAUGGCAUUGCUGAUGGCAAACCUGUACAAACUGAUAUUGUGAUAAAAUCAUUGCCUCCAAAUUUAAUAAGAAGAAAAAUGUAUCGAUGUACGGAAUUCUUUCAUAAUGAAAUAACAUUUUAUACCAAGAUUAUACCGAAAUUUGAAGAAUUUCUCAAAAGCAAAAAUCAAGCUCACAUUUUAAAUAUUCCACGUCUUUUAAAAUCAUUGGCUGAUGGUGAAAAUGAUUAUUUGAUAUUAGAAAAUGUUUGUAGUUUAGGAUACGGUCCUAUAACUCGUCAAGAUUGUGUAGAUAUGGAACAAUGUACUAUCAUAUUAGAAGCAUUUGCUAUUUUCCAUGGUAUUUCGUUUGCAUACAAAGAUCAAAAUAAAGAACAAUUUAACGAGUGUGUAUCUCAUUUAGAAGAAACAUAUUUUAGACCUAAACAUUGGAAUUGGUAUAAAGAUUUUCACAAACGAUUGGUUGAUAUAGCAACACAUGCAUUAGUUACUGAAUAUCCAAACAGUGAUGCAUUAAAACGUUUUAAUUCUUACAAAUUUGGUUCACUCCUUGAAAUGUCUUAUAAAAUAUGUGAUCGUAUGAAUGCACCAACAUCAGUUGUAAAUCAAGGAGAUCCAUGGACUACAAAUAUUUUCGUACGUAACAUCGAAGGAAAUAAAAAACAAGCUUUGUUACUUGAUUUUCAAUUGGCACGUUGCGUUAGUCCAAUUCUUGACCUAUCACACUUUAUUUAUGCUUGUACAAACAAAACUCUUAGAGAACGAUUUGACGAUAUGUUGAAAAUUUAUUAUAAUAAAUUAAGUUAUAUAAUUAAUUUACUUGGAUCAGAUUCUAACAAAUUGUAUCCAUGGGAAAUGUUUAUGAAAGAGGUAAAAGAACAUUUUUUCUUCGGAAUUGUUUGUUCAUUAGAAGCAUUACCACUUGCUAUGUUACCAGAAUCGCAAGUACCUGACUUGGAAACAUUAACAGAUGAGAACGUAGAAUUAAAUUUAGAUCAUAUCGAGUAUUUAGAUACACAGAGUAAAAGAUUACGUUUAGCAGAUGUAAUUGUUCAUGCUGUAGAAAAUGGAUUUUUAUGAAA
Molecule: messenger RNA, 1309 nt
Organism: Polistes dominula (European paper wasp)
Lineage: Eukaryota; Metazoa; Arthropoda; Insecta; Hymenoptera; Vespidae
Source: RefSeq, a predicted model, not a curated record